CCCGGCGGCCCGCGCGGCAGUUCCCGGCGGAAGGGCUGCUCGUGAUGGCGGCGGCUGGUUCCGCCGCAGUGUCUGGGGCAGGGACCCCUGUGGCGGGUCCCGCAGGCCGUGACCUCUUCGCCGAGGGGCUCCUCGAGUUCCUGCGACCGGCCGUGCAGCAGCUGGACUCUCACGUCCACGCCGUCAGAGAGAGCCAGGUGGAGCUCCGGGAACAGAUCGACAACCUAGCCACUGAGCUGUGCCGAAUCAACGAGGACCAGAAAGUGGCCCUAGACCUCGACCCCUACGUGAAGAAGCUGCUGAACGCGCGGCGGCGAGUCGUCCUGGUCAACAAUAUUCUGCAGAACGCGCAGGAACGGCUGAGGCGGCUAAACCACAGCGUUGCCAAAGAAACAGCCCGCAGAAGGGCCAUGCUGGAUUCAGGACUUUACCCCCCUGGCUCCCCAAGCAAGUAACCGGCAGGAAGAGGGAACCCGAGCUGCCCUCUGGCCUGCCCUGUGUCCUCCGGGGCGCCCGCAGACCUCAGGACAUGGAGAAGGCAGCCCCGGCGGGUGUUGGAAGCAUUUAUAUCUUACCCGUGUAGAGCGGGACUCAAGAUCCCAAAGGAUUAUGGCUCUUUCUUUCUUCCAAGAGUGAGCUGAGGCUUCUACACAUUCACUUGAUCUUAGCCAAAAGGCCGAAAAGCGAUGCCUCUACACAUUCAAAGUCCAACUCCUCUGCCUUCAGCCCUCGUUAAUGAGGCGCUUCCUGGGUUGCAUGUUCUCUGACUAGUUUUCCUUUAUUUAUAGAGGAUUUGGAGAAGAGGGCAGGCAAAGUCAUGGGAAUGACUUCUGCCUACCCUCGUAUUGAUUGCACUUGGCUUGAAUAUAGUGGCAGUAUUUCUAGAACCAUUUAAUUAAAUAAAUUCUUAAACAGUGUUCUUACUUUACUCUGGUAUAUGGAAAGGUUCCAAGAGUCUUCGUGCAUUAAUUCUAAUAAAGCUUUAAAUUGUGAUCUAGCGUU
Messenger RNA from Canis lupus familiaris (dog), 1002 nucleotides. It is a transcript of the gene SNAPIN, whose product is annotated as SNAP associated protein. The transcript is spliced from 4 exons. The coding region runs from base 45 to 455 and encodes 136 amino acids. The record is from RefSeq and is a predicted model, not a curated record. Gene Ontology annotation, cellular component: synaptic vesicle; BLOC-1 complex; BORC complex. Gene Ontology annotation, molecular function: SNARE binding. Gene Ontology annotation, biological process: synaptic vesicle exocytosis; intracellular protein transport; lysosome organization. NCBI's taxonomy places the organism in Eukaryota, Metazoa, Chordata, Mammalia, Carnivora, Canidae.